This is a messenger RNA of Vitis riparia (riverbank grape), 2037 nucleotides long. Its product is annotated as rust resistance kinase Lr10-like. Gene Ontology annotation, biological process: protein phosphorylation. The transcript has 4 exons. The record is from RefSeq and is a predicted model, not a curated record. Lineage: Eukaryota; Viridiplantae; Streptophyta; Magnoliopsida; Vitales; Vitaceae. Gene Ontology annotation, molecular function: polysaccharide binding; protein kinase activity; ATP binding. The coding region runs from base 1 to 2037 and encodes 678 amino acids.
AUGCCCCAAACCAAAGAAGCGUCUCUCUCUGCAUCUGAAUUUAUGAUGCUGAGACAAGCAAAACUUGUGGGAGUAGGCCUCAUAACACUCCUCCAUGUCCGUUUUCUUUCAUUUUGCGCUGCUACUGAAAAUCAGCCCUGCAGGCCCUCUUCUUGCGGAGAUAUUCAAAACAUCAGCAACCCAUUUCGAUUAAAAGGUGACCCGCUUGGCUGUGGUCAUCCCGAUCCUGCAUACGAAUUGGCUUGUGAAAACAGCCGUACAAUCUUAUAUGGGAAAUACCAUGUUGCGGAGAUCAACUACAGUAACUAUAUCAUCAGAAUUGUAGUUGUUGGGCUAGAGAAGAGCAACUGUUUCUCCCUUCCUCUCUAUUCCUUGACAGUAGAUGAUAUAUAUGUAUAUAGAUAUGAAUAUCCUGAUGAACUGGAUACUGUAGUUUUGAUGAACUGCGCAAGACCAAUCUUUGAUCAAUACUACAUUCCUAUUGUUCCCUGCAACCGCACCGAUGCUACUUUCUCUUCCUCACAACCAUAUGCUUAUGCGCUAGCUGGACGCUACAUGCAUGUGAGAGAUCUUCCAUAUUCGUGCACCAUUGGCUUCACUGUUGUCACUGGCAAUUUCAUGGCUGUGUCAGAGCCCAGCAAUCUUUUAAGAUCAGAUUUGCAAGAAAAGCUGCUUAUGGGGCUCCAGCUUUCAUUUUUGCGCUCUCGCUGCCAUGAAUGCGAAGCAAACGGCAGAUGGUGCAUGCCAAAUUUCAGCAACAACAAUAUACAAUGCCUUGAUGAUGAUGGAAGAAACUGGCUUAAUAAGUUGAAAAAUGUACUGAUGCCAGUGAUCGCGUUUUUUGAACGUGAAUAUGCUUCUGACCAAUCUGGGUAUUCUGGGACCAUUGCAAUUGUCAUAGCAAUCAUUGGAGGACGCUUUCUACUUGGGAUAUCUUGUCUUUUUGGCUAUUUAAUCUACAAGUUUCGACGGAGACAUUUAUCAUUAGAUGAUGACAUUGAAGAGUUUCUUCAAAAUCACAAGAAUCUCCAGCCCAUCAGGUACUCAUAUUCACAUUUAAAGAAAACAACCAACAAUUUUAGGAAUAAGUUAGGCCAAGGAGGCUUUGGCUCUGUGUACAAAGGAAUACUUCAGAGUGGCCGCAUUGUAGCAGUAAAAGUAUUGGUCAUGUCAAAAGCCAAUGGACAAGAUUUUAUCAAUGAGAUCGCCACGAUUGGAAGGAUUCACCAUGUUAAUAUAGUACAACUUGUUGGAUUUUGCGUAGAAGGAUCAAAAUGGGCCCUUAUAUAUGACUUUAUGCCAAAUGGGUCACUUGAUAAGUUUAUCUUCUUUAAAGGAGAAAAACACAUUCCUUUAAGUUGGGACAGAUUGUACAAAAUUGCACUUGGAGUAGGGCGUGGGAUUGAAUACUUACAUCAAGGGUGUGACAUGCAAAUUCUACAUUUUGAUAUCAAGCCACACAAUAUUCUUUUGGAUGAAGACUUUACACCAAAAGUUUCGGAUUUUGGCCUUGCAAAAUUGUAUUCAACAAAUGAAAGUGUUGUAUCUCUCACUGCAGCUCGAGGAACAUUAGGAUACAUUGCUCCAGAGUUGUUUUAUAAAAAUGUUGGACAUGUUUCGUAUAAGGCUGAUGUUUAUAGUUUUGGAAUGUUGUUGAUGGAAAUGGUGGGAAAACAAAGGCAUUUUAAUAGACAUCAAGAGGAAGAUCUAAGUGAAUUAUUCUUCCCAUCAUGGAUUUAUGACCGAAUUGAACAAGGAGAAGAUAUGGAAAUGGGAGAUGUCACAGAGGAUGAAAAGAAAUAUAUAUGGAAGAUGGUCAUAGUUGCAUUGUGGUGUGUGCAAAUGAAGCCCAUGGACCGUCCUUCUAUGAGCAAAGCACUCGACAUGUUGGAAGGUGAUGUUGAACUAUUGCAACUACCUCCUAAACCUACCUUAUAUUCUCAUGAAAUAUCAGCUUUGGAUCGGGAGAACAAACCAAUGGGGGUUCCAAUUUCCUCACAUAAUGCAAGUAUUACAAUUAGCUUAGAUGGGAGAUAA